Molecule: messenger RNA, 1303 nt
Organism: Pistacia vera
Lineage: Eukaryota; Viridiplantae; Streptophyta; Magnoliopsida; Sapindales; Anacardiaceae
Product: non-structural maintenance of chromosomes element 1 homolog
Exons: 7
Coding region: 218-1138 (306 amino acids)
Biological process (GO): DNA damage tolerance; double-strand break repair via homologous recombination
Cellular component (GO): Smc5-Smc6 complex; nucleus
Molecular function (GO): ubiquitin-protein transferase activity
Source: RefSeq, a predicted model, not a curated record
UGAAAACUACAUUUAAUAAAAUAAGCAAACCAGGGGCGAGUCCAGGGUUUUGCAAGGGGAAACCACACCCCCACCCCACCCUUGGGACCAGGGGGAAAGUUUCCCCCAGAAUUGGCCUGGGAGGUAUGGCCUUACACUCCGCCUAAAGUUUCCCGCCAUUUCUCUCAAUGUGGUGGUCUUUUUUCCUUUCAAGAAAUAAAUAAAUCCACAUUCCAAAAUGCCGUCGUUAAGCUGGAAGCACCAAACUCUGAUUCAAGCGUUGAUCACUCGUGGCCCUCUCAAGGAAAAUGACUUCCAUCACAUCUUCUCUGCCGUAACGGGCAGGAAUCCAGGUGCUCAUCAGGAGCUGUUUAAUGAGUAUCUCCUAAAGAUAAAUAGGGAGCUAUCAUCAUGUCAGUUUGAGUUGCGAGGGUGCAGAGACCAAUAUGAUGGCCAUGUUUGUUAUGGGGUGGUUAACAAUGUUGCUGACGAACAGUCCAAGCUUGGAACAAAAUACUCUGUUCCACAGAUUGCUUUCUAUAAGGGCAUUAUAGAAGCAAUUGCUCAAGAUGUGAUGGCUCAAGGUAGCAUAUCCAACAUUGAUGCUCUCAACAUACAACUAGAGAAUCAGGUUCUUGCUGGUAUGGGAUCACAGUCACAAAAUGGUGUGCAUGUCCCUGCUGCAUUCAGAAAUUUCACAAUGUCUCAGAAGGAAAAAACUUUGGAUGAGCUGGUGCAGGACAAGUGGCUUUGUUACACAGAAGAUGGUAAAAUAGGACUUGGUGUCAGGUCUUGCCUUGAUUUGCGGAGUUGGUUCCGCAAUCUGGAUGUUCCUUCCUGUGAAGUGUGCAAUGAAGCUGUACUGAAGGGAGAAUUGUGCCAAAGUGAAGGUUGCGUGACUCGAAUUCAUCACUACUGCCUAAAGAAGAAAUUUUCUCAAAAAAGGGGCGAAGUAGUUUGUCCAAGUUGUGGCAUGCAGUGGCAGUUUGAAGCACCUAAAGAAGAACCCUUAGAGGGGGAGGUGAAUGGGUUAAGUGAGAGUGCAGCAUCUAAGAGAAAGAGGCUUAGAAGUGCAGAUGGUGGUGGUAGUAGUUCUUCUCAAGCUUCCAUACGUAGCUCUGAUACAAGAAGAGUGACUCGAAGUUCUCGUCAAAUGUAAAUGCUCUUAUUACUGAGUAUAAGAUGGAAACUGCUUAACUGGGUAUCGUGUUGUGGUGUAUUUUACUUGGAUUAUUGAUUAGCUUUAGCAAGAAGCUGAUUACUUCAUUUCAUAAAAAUUGAAUAUUUUGCUUUUUGAUUUAUUGAAUUCAGUAUGGACGAUAAA